AUGGCCAGCCAAGGAGCCAAUCAGUCAUCGUUAAUUUUAUCAACAAGUGAUUCCCGAGCGGAGCCAGUUGGAAAGCGGAUCCGUCUACGGCAAUUGUCUGAGCGAAUCGCCGCAUGGCCAGAGGAUGAUUGGUCGGGGAUUUCUGAUCCCAAAAUGCGCAGGAGGUUGCAGAAUCGCUUAAAUCAGAAGGCUCGACGACUGCAGAUAAAGCUGGAUGCUAAUGCUACGUCUACCGAUGAUAACAAGAGUGGUAGCCAUGCAUCUGGCGAGGUGGAAGACGGCCGGUUGAUCACGCUACCUAUCGUCGAGGACGGUCAGCCACCAUCGAAUGUGCACUUCAAUAUAGACAGUACAGCAAGGCUAUCUCUAGCAGCAAUUGAAGAGAUCCAUAUUUUAGCGCCCGACACAGCCAAAACAAAAAGACUAAUGCAACAAUUCGAAGCCUUGGCUCGCGCUGAGUACAUGCUUUGUUCCCCGCGAACCGACAUGUUGCUCCACUUGAUCCAAUUCAAUUUCAUCAAAGCUGUAAGGCAAAACAUGGACGUCUUUGGCUUGACCCCCGAGCAAGUACACGACGAUGCACUUUCGCUAUUCAAUGUGACAGGCCCGUGGCAACACGACUUUGAGGGUUCUCUCCCUUCCAGCCUCCAUGCUACCAUUGUACAGCGCACAGUACACCAUCACCCGUGGCUAGACUUGAUUCCAUACCCACAAAUGAGAGACAACUUGAUUUUGGCUGGCGAGUCAUACGAUGAAACCCAGCUAUGUGUUGAUAUGAAGGAACGCGGUCUACUCGUGUGGAAAGAUCCGUGGGAUCCCUCGGGAUGGGAGGUCACCGAAUCGUUCGCUCGUUCUUGGGCAUGGGUUCUGCGAGGUUGUUGGGACCUUUUUCAGUCUACCAACUCUUGGAGAGCACGGCGGAAUGAGAAGCCCCUCUUUCCAUAUCGUACCUAG
Aspergillus sclerotioniger CBS 115572 is the source of this 954-nucleotide messenger RNA. RefSeq names its product DUF3425 domain-containing protein. The transcript has 2 exons. NCBI's taxonomy places the organism in Eukaryota, Fungi, Ascomycota, Eurotiomycetes, Eurotiales, Aspergillaceae. The record is from RefSeq and is a predicted model, not a curated record. Bases 1 to 954 code for a protein of 317 amino acids.